Messenger RNA from Microtus oregoni (creeping vole), 960 nucleotides. RefSeq lists its product as uncharacterized. The transcript is spliced from 2 exons. The record is from RefSeq and is a predicted model, not a curated record. The coding region runs from base 103 to 774 and encodes 223 amino acids. Lineage: Eukaryota; Metazoa; Chordata; Mammalia; Rodentia; Cricetidae.
GGUUGCGGUUUCUUUUUUGAAAUUUCGCAAUUUUCUGACCCCGCCUUCCUUCAAGACUACAAAUACCCAGGCUGGAAAGGGCUCUUCUGCCUGCCCUUGCGCAUGCGCUGCUGUCCUCCCGGUGCAAGUGCUGCUGGAGUGAUGGUGUGGAUGACAGAGCAGCGGGUCCCGAGCAGACGACAGAGGCAAGUGCAGAGCCGAAGAUGGGGCCAAUUCCGGAGUCUUCUACUGGGACAAGUCCCAUUUCGACCACGGGACUACUGGGAGGAGUCCGUUCCUACGACGGGACGAUGGGGACAGGACCCAUCCCGACGAAGGGACGACGGGUACUGGUUCCGUCUCAACCACGGGACGUCGAGGUCUGGUCAGGUCCCGACCACAGGACGACCGGAACGACGGGGAGAAGGGGACCGGUUCCAUUACGAGGACGAGACGACAGGGAUCAUUCCCGUUCCGACCAUUCCGGAUCCCAUGUCUGCGGAGAGUCUGCAGCAGACCGAGCGGCGGCCGUGGCCGGAGCCGACGACGUGUGCGAGUGUGCAGCCCACGAGGGCUCCGAGUCCGGAGCCGGCAACGGGUUCGAGUACGGACCCGAGGACGGAGGUCCAGUCUGCAGACGACGUCGUGUCCGAGUCCGGAAUGCAUUCCUUGCCUAAUACUCUGCAUUUAGUGUGGCUGCUGCUAACCGGUGUCCCACAGCAGAGCGCCUUAGAGAGCUCCAGGAGACUUUCAGCGUUUGAAAGUGGGUUCCGUGACAAGAUGAUCCUUGCCUAAACCUCUUCAGUCGUCGCAGCCGGUUCGGUCUUCAGUGCAGCCGGUUUCUUCCAAAAAUAAACACGUCAAUGUGCUUUCGGUGGUCCGUGUCAAUUCUUAAUUACUUAAUACAUAAACGUAAUUUACUUGGUUGUACCCGCGCCGGUUUUCAAAGGUACUGACCUGACGACACCCCGAAGUCGACGU